Molecule: messenger RNA, 7210 nt
Organism: Daucus carota subsp. sativus
Lineage: Eukaryota; Viridiplantae; Streptophyta; Magnoliopsida; Apiales; Apiaceae
Product: methyl-CpG-binding domain-containing protein 9
Exons: 10
Coding region: 369-6422 (2017 amino acids)
Cellular component (GO): nucleus
Molecular function (GO): protein binding
Source: RefSeq, a predicted model, not a curated record
AGUAACCAAACCCCGGUCUCCUCCAGCUUCAGGCCAAACUAGUUUGUUUCAACUUUUUCAACUCAAAUUUGUCCAUUCUCAAACAUACGUUACAUUUCUAAAACCCCCACCUAUACAGAUAAAUUUCAUGUGUAUAUAUAUACGUACAUCACUGUAUGUAUGUAUAUCUCAUCGAACACAGUCGGUGAUAUCGAGCAAUCUGCUGUUUCUCAUUCUCUCCCCCAAUUCACUUCAAUUCAUCUCUUAAUUUACCUCAAAGAUCUCAAAUUUUUGUAUAACAACUUUAUUUUCGUUUAUUUAUUUUAUGUAUACAUAGAAAAAACUGUGGUGUUGUAUGUUUGUAAUGCUGUGAGUUAAAUUGAGUGAGAAUGGAGCGUGGUAAAUCAGUUUUCGUCUUCGAUCUUAACGAGUCUCCGCCGCCCGCGGCGUCGCCGGUGGAGAAGAACGGAGGCGGAGGCGGCGGGAGAGUGUGCGGCUCGUGCCGGAAGGCUGCUGGCGAAGUGGAAGGGGAAAUGCAGGCGUGCGUUAGGUGUGGGAAAUGUUUUCAUAUGAAAUGUAUGGGGACGAAGCACAAGGUUGAUGAUUGGAAGUGUUUCGGGUGUUUGUUUGCGGGGAAUGGUGCUGGCGGUAGCGGCAGUGGUAGUAGUUCUAAUGCCGAGAAGGCGGGAGCUGGCGGUGCUGAGAGGCUGUUGGAUAUGAAUGCGCCUCCGCCUCCUGAUGAAGAGGAAGUGCAGUUUCUGGGAGUUAGUUACGGUGGGGCCAGUUUGGGGAUCCAUCGCCAACCGGAGCAAUAUGAUCAAAGGAUGCAGGCUUCGUGUGAUACCUCAGUUCCCCAUCACACAGUUUCCGGCCAUUCAUUUAAUACUCCAGCUUCAUACUUACAGUCGCUUCACAUGGGAAGUGGAAUAUAUUUUCAAAAGCCUUCUCAAUGUGCGACUGAUGAUGCUAUGUCAAUGUAUGAAGCUCCACUCCAUCACAGAUUAAACCAUAACAGAAUGCCAGGGAAUGCAGAUACAAGAUUCAAGCCUGAUGCGAUACUUGAAACUAGUCACCAUGAAAGGCCAGUAUUGACUCCUGCCUCUGAUAGAGCAAAAGAGAUCUAUUUACAAGAUCUUAAAGAUUUUGUCUUAGGAAAAAAGGGUGUAUUGGGAGAUGGUUGGUAUGUGGAAUUUUACUAUUACCCAGUCAGAUGCAAAACUCUUCCAAUAUACUUUGCCCCAGGUGGAAGAAGGUUUGAAUCCGUGUCGGCUGUUGCUAUCUAUCUUGGGCUCAUACCUAAUGCACAUGCAUUAGAAGCUGACAGCAGAGGUGAUGGAGUUACCCUAUCAGAAAAAGGCCACAAAGGAAAAGAGUCAAAAGUUUUUUUGGGGGUUGAUACUAGUAGAGCGGCUAAAAAUAUUCAGCAGGAAUUUCUUGGUGAGAAGUCCUCCCUAAGUGCUGAGAUCAUAAAUGCUGAUGUUAGAAGAUUAACUCAAAGCAUAAGAUCACCGCAACUCGACAAAAUUAAGAUCGACGACCCUGAACAUCAAAAGUUUUGUCAGGAAGGAUUCCCGGUUCAGUUUGAAGACUUGUAUAUAAUUCAUGCAGGCAAGGUUGAUCAACGGAAUUCAUAUCAUGAUUCUGGCCACAUAUGGCCGGUGGGUUAUAAGUCUUGCUGGCAUGACCAAAUUACUGGAUCUGUUUUUGUCUCUGAUGUUUUGGAAGGUGGUGAUGAUGGCCCACUUUUCAAGGUGCAAAGAUAUCCAUGCACUGAGCAGUACAUCCCUAGUUGUUCAACAGUUGUUUGUAAGCGAAGCGAGAGUGAUAAUUCUAUCAGCGAGGCUAAUGAUGAAGAAUACACAAGUAUGCAAAUGCUAUUAACCGAACAUGCCCCUCCGUGUCUGGAUGACAAUCUCUUGUCAGGCACCCCUGCUUUUAAGGACCCUAGUUGUCAAGAAGUGAAUCGCAAAACAUCUUCUGACUGGCAUCCCCAGAGAUCUCGCAAUGAAACUUCUUAUUGCGCCGGGCCAGGGGAUUGUAUUGGAAAGUUUAUGGUGGAAGGAAAAUCAUCAUCAUCUGUAUGGGAAAAGGUUGCCUCAACUUUUCUUACUGCUUGCCGCGAGGCUUUUAAGAAAACAGGUGUUCUGCAAUUUUGGUGUGGGCAUAAUGUGGAUAGAAGUUAUUUUAAAGCAAUUAAAAAUGCAGAUUUGCUUUCCAAGUUUUCUCGUUCUUGUGGCCCUGUUAACAUCCCACACUCUUUUGAGAGCAUUGAAGAUUUUAAUGCUUCUUCUGAGAUGCUGAAGAAGUGGUUACAACAGGAUAGAUUUGGAUUAGAUCUUGAAUUUGUUCAAGAACUACUGGAACAGUUACCUGAGGUUCGUAAUUGUCCAGGAUAUAUAUUUCUAGAUAAAAGAAGUCCAAAAUCAAUCUUGCAAACAGUUGGAACUGGAUUUCUUGUUGCUAAGAGGAUGUCUGAUGCACCUGUCAAGAAAAAGUCAACUACUUUCAUCAAAACUUGUGAAGCACGUAAAAAGAAGGCAAUCGAAGACUUUGAAAUAAGAGCUCGUCGUCCUUUGGGAAAGCCUUUUUGCUCUAAGCUUCCUGUAAAGUUAAUUGGUGAUGUUCUCCAGGUUUGGGAAUUUUCUAGACGUUUCUCAGAUGUUUUAGGACUUGAAAAACCCUUCUCCCUCCAGGAACUUGAGUGCGAACUUAUUAAUCCAUGGUUAGACAAUCCUCCCCCUCCACAGAAGCUAGCAAAUGGAACACAAGAUGUUGUAGAUGCCAAUUCCUACAGAAACCACAUGAUAAAUAAUCAUGCCAAGUCAUCCUGCAGCAACUACUUUCCAGUAGUAGCUGAGAAGUUUUUAGCAUGUAUGGGAACUCAUGGUAAUUGUACUGGUGUUAUAUUGACCAACGCUCAUACCUCACUGCUGAGCACGUUAAUAAGUGAAUUGCUCAUCAAGGUUGCACCACAUGUGGAUCCUAAUUUUGAUACUGGAGAAUUCAAGUCAAAACGAGGUAAGAAGAAAGAUUCAGAGAACUCGAAUAUUGCAAAGAAGGCAAAAAUCGACGCGCUCCCAAUUAAUGACCUAACCUGGCCAGAGUUGGCUAGAAGAUACGUUCUGGCUGUAUUGUCCAUGGAGGGAAACCUUGAUUGUACGGAGAUCAUUUCCAGAGAGAGUGGGAGGGUUUUCCACUGCUUACAAGGUGAUGGUGGCCCCCUUUGUGGAUCUCUUACUGGAGUUGCUGCAAUGGAGGCAGAUGCACUUCUUCUUGCAGAGGCUUCCAAGAAAGUUUAUGGCUCAUUGAAAAGUAAAGAUGAUGUUCUUAGCAUAGACCAGAAUGAAUCUGAUGCAUCAGAUGCUUUGAAAAUCGUCGCAGACAAUGACAGUGAAGUCCCUGAUUGGGCACGAGUGCUAGAGCCCGUAAGAAAGCUACCUACUAAUGUAGGAGCUAGAAUUAGAAGGUUGGUACAUGAAGCCUUGGAGAAAAAUCCCCCUGAAUGGGCAAAGAAGAUACUGUUGUAUUCAAUUAGCAAGGAAGUCUACAAGGGAAAUGCAUCAGGGCCUACAAAGAGAGCAGUAGUCUCGGUGCUUGAUGAUUCCAGAUGUGAAAAGCCACAACAAAAACCUGAGAAAAAAGAAAUAGGGAAGACCCCUGCCAUUGCUCUCUCUGAUUUGUUGAUGAAACAGUGUCGUCUUGUGUUGCGACGUGUUACUGCAGCAGAUGAAAAAAAGGUUUUCUGCAAUCUGUUGGGAAGAACAUUUUUAAUUUCGAAUGACAAUGAUGAUAAGGGAUGUCUAGGAUAUCCUGCAAUGGUUUCUCGUCCUUUAGAUUUCAGGACUAUUGACCUGAGAUUGGCUGCCGGAUCCUAUAAUGGAUCACAUGAAGCUUUCUUUGAGGAUGUUCAGGAGGUGUGGUAUAAUAUUCGCAUGGCAUAUGGGAGCCAACCGAAAUUGACCGGUUUAGCUGAGACCUUGUUCCGGAAGUUUGAAGAGAUGUAUGAAGAAGAGGUACUUGUCCUGGUCAACAAGACACGGAAGCAUGCUAAUCCUGAUUCUUUAAAUGAAAAGGCUAAGGAGUUGGAAGAUAUGGUUGCACAUGCAACCGAGACUUCACUUCCUAAAGCUCCCUGGGAUGAGGAAGUUUGCAAAGUUUGUGGCAUGGAUAGGGAUGAUGACAGUGUUCUGCUGUGUGAUAGCUGUGAUUCAGAGUAUCACACAUAUUGCCUAAAUCCUCCUCUUGUUAGGAUACCCGAGGGAAACUGGUACUGCCCUUCUUGUCUCGCUGGGAAGCCAACAUAUCAUGGAGCAUCUUAUGGCACACGAGUCAGUAGUCUGUGCCGAAGGAGAUAUCAAAAGGAUUUAACCAACAGAUAUCUGGAUGAACUGGCUGAUUUGGCGAACGCCAUGGAGGUCAAGGAGUAUUGGGAUUUAAAUUUGGAGCAGAGGAUUUUCCUUAUCAAACUCUUGACCGAUGAAAUACUGAACUCAGCCACCAUGCGCGACCACAUUGACCGGUCUGUCUCGGGCUCCAGUGACUUGCAGCAAAAAAUACGUGCUACAACUUCCGAGUGGAAUGCCCUCAACUCCUGUGCAGAUAAUGGUUCUAUGCUUUCAGAAGCCCCCGAUGGUGAGCCAAGCAAUUUCCCGGAGAAUAUGAUUUCUAAUUUGCAAAAAUCAAUUGCGACUCUGGAGUCGGAAUUGUUGAAGGUUCAGGUUCGGAAAGAGCCUCUAGGAAGAGAUUCUGAUGGGAGAUUGUAUUGGGUCUUCAGCAGCAUUGGUACUUCUUUACAACAGGCUGAUCUUCAAGACCACAGAACCACAACUCAAAGCAGCUCAAACAUGAGGAAUACUGUUCUUGUUGUAGGAAGUCCUUCAAGCUCCAGAGAAAUAAGCUUCUCUAAUAUUUUUCCAGCUGAGGAAAUAAAGCAUGCUCCAGUAUCUUCUGAUUGGUCUUGUUAUCAAAGUGAUUCUGAAAUUCAAGAACUCAUUGGAUGGUUGAGAGAAACUGUUGCAACAGAGAAAGAACUAAAAGAUUCCAUCUCACAUUGGCAUCAGAUUAAGCUCCAUGAUACAAAUGUUGCCAAGAGCCAUAUCCAACAUGAAAUGCAACCAACUCCUUUGAAUUCCACCAUAAAUGGGAAACCUUUGGAUACUGAUUCCCCGGUCACCAAUGCUUGGACUGCCUUAGAAAAGAAGUUUGGUCCUUGCUUGAAGAUACAGGCCACUGAUAAUUCGAACGAGCAAGGAUACAAAGCUGAAACAAGUUUCCAGGGAAGAAUUUGCAGAUGUAAGUGCCUGGAACUAUUGUGGGCCUCUAAACAGCACUGCUUCUCAUGUCACCAAACCUUCUCAACACGCGAGGAUCUUGAUAAGCACAAUGAUGGAGCAUGCAGCAUGAGCUUGGGUUUCCGUGAGAGCAAUAUGGAUUCCUCAAAACGCAAAAGGAUGAGAAGUGAACCUUUACUUGAAAAUAGCUCUGAUUUAAGAACCGUUAAGGCAUUUAAAGGUGAGAAACAAAAAGCUGCAUCUUGUUUUGAUGAGAAAACUCAUCCAGAAUGCCCAUUUACCUUAGAAGAGAUCAUAACAAAGUUUGUUAUUAAGGACCCCGUCAAAGAAGUAGUGAAGGAUAUAGGACUUAUUAGUUCUGCUGGCCAAGUUUCAUUUGUUUCCCAGAGAGCUGCCUAUCCGGACCACCCUGUCUUAUCCUUGGUCCCUAUAGACCCAUCUGAUUCAUCUUCAAAAUUGGCGAAUCAGAAGAUUGUUUCAAAAAGAAGAGUGAAUACUGUAAUUGGCACAAAGACUGGUCAUAGCUCCAGUACGUUUAGGUGGCCAGACAAAGGUAUGGAACAAGAGCCAGUAAAAGGUGGCAGACCAAAUUCCAAGUGCAUGAGUGAAAGGGAUCCAUUAUCUGCCACCAAGAACAUGCUUCGGGGUGGUAAGUGGGCUGUUUACCGUGAAUCUUCAGAAAGACCAAUAAGAGGCAGGCUUUGUGGAAUUUUAUGUCGGCUCAAGAGUUAUUUGCUUGAUAUGGAUGCUGCACUACCUGAAGAAGCUUUGAGACCCUCGAGGACAAACUUCGAGAAGAGACGCUUAUGGCGUGGUUUUGUAAAAUCUGCAGAGUCUAUAUAUGAGAUGAACCAGGCGAUAACUGUCCUAGAGGACGCGAUUAAGACGGCCUACCUAAGAAAGGAUUGGUGGUACUGGUCAUCACCAUCGGCAAUGGCUAAGAUUUGCACAAUUUCUGCUCUUGCUCUCCGCAUCUAUGCAUUAGAUGCAGCAAUAAUUUACGAAAAGAAUAUUCCAACUGAGGAUCUAGGAGAUGUGUGCAGAUUAGGCAAAGUGUCUCCUUCAACGUCUGUACUACCUAAAUCUGAUAAAUCAGAUUCCCCUGACCUUCCAAAGCUUAGGAGUAGAUCAAACAAGAGAAGAAAAGCCUAGAAGAAAUGAGGAUCGGCUGGACAUGAUCCUUUGUGGAAAGCAAAAUCUGGGAAACAUGAAAAUUUACAUUUAACAUCUAAUCAUCCACUUUUGGUGGCUGACACAGGAAUUGACAACUGGCAUCACCUUGAAUAGCUAGCAUCUCCAAACUUAUCUCAUCUGCUUAUGUAAAUUUGGUGUCCCCGUUCACUCCAAGCAAAUUAACCAUCACUUCUAAAGAAAGUGUCUUGAAUUUUGUUUGUACAAUUGGUAAAUGGCCUGCCUAACCUCAGAACCGGGCAAUCAUGUAUCGGAUUACAAGUCUUUUUCUAGGCUGAAGAUGGCCUCUUAGAAAUUAGAAUUUAGAACCAAUUAUCCUGAUUAUAUGUUGAUAACAUAGAAACUUUGGAACCUUUUGCAGCUACACAUGGUGAAGCUCUCAAGCACCUGAGAAUUCAAACUCAUAUCCUGAAGAUUAAAGCGCCCCCAGUUGUACUACUUGUUGACCCGCCAGAUGCCUGGCAUGUCAGUUUAUAAAUUAACUAGAUGGCAUACAUUUGUUGUAAAUUGUCAAUACAAGAAUGAUAAUUGUGAAGUGCUUGGGCAGUAGUUUGUGAAGUAGAGAUAUAGGUUAUACUGUGUUCCUUGUCUUCAUUACUGUAAUUUCCCCGCCAGCACUGAAAGGGAAAGUGAAAUGGUAGUGUCAAGUAUCAUUAUGGACAAAGAUCACAUAUAGGGUAGUGUAAUGUGGGUACAAGAGAAAUUUAACUUACAACGCUAUUUAGCAAAGAGUAGUUCUUUACAUUUUG